This is a messenger RNA of Balearica regulorum gibbericeps (East African grey crowned-crane), 315 nucleotides long. The record is from RefSeq and is a predicted model, not a curated record. Lineage: Eukaryota; Metazoa; Chordata; Aves; Gruiformes; Gruidae.
GCAUCACUGCUGCGGAGGUUUCAGAGUACAUUAGUCAUAGCGGAACACAACAAUGAGACUCUUACACCCAUUACACUAAAUACUAUCACUGCGGCAAAACGUCUUGGAGGUGAAGUUUCUUGUCUAGUAGCUGGUACCAGCUGUGACAAGGUAGCACAAGAACUCAGCAAAGUGCAGGGUGUUGCAAAAGUACUAGUGGCUCAACACGAUGUAUACAAGGGAUUUCUGGCAGAGGAGCUGACUCCCUUGAUUUUGGAAACUCAUAAAAAAUUUAAUUACACCCACAUUUGUGCUGGAGCAUCUGCCUUUGGGAAG